Messenger RNA from Chiloscyllium plagiosum (whitespotted bambooshark), 370 nucleotides. It is a transcript of the gene atp5f1e, whose product is annotated as ATP synthase F1 subunit epsilon. The record is from RefSeq and is a predicted model, not a curated record. Gene Ontology annotation, biological process: proton motive force-driven mitochondrial ATP synthesis. Gene Ontology annotation, molecular function: proton-transporting ATP synthase activity, rotational mechanism. Gene Ontology annotation, cellular component: mitochondrial inner membrane. Lineage: Eukaryota; Metazoa; Chordata; Chondrichthyes; Orectolobiformes; Hemiscylliidae.
AGCCGAGCUCCCCCUGCCGUUCAUUGGCUGGACGCGCGGCGCCAUCUUGUCUGAAGCGGAGACCGGAAUCUGGGCAAGAUGGUGGCGUUCUGGAGGCAGGCGGGCCUGAGUUACAUCCAGUACUCUCGAAUCUGUGCACAAGCUGUGAGAGCUGCUUUGAAACCCCAGUACCAAGCAGAGGCCAAGAAAGCAGCAGAUGUAAAUGUCAAAGUCAAUAAGCCGAAAGAGUAAAGUGAUCUGAGCAACGUCCACAGACCUGAACUUCUAAAUGAGAACUCUUUGACCCAGCAGUCUGAAUGGAACUGCGAACCCAUUUGAAGACCGUAUUGUAAAACUUACCAAAUACUAAAUAAAAAUAUAGAUAUUUAAA